AUGAACAAUGUGAAUAAUGCGCGAGUCGAAGGGGUAAACUUGAUCGACAGCAUGGGAUUCCACAUGCACAUAACCGAGAGCAGCCGCGUAACGAUCGACGGAAUAAAAAUAAGAGCGCCCGGAAAUAGCCCGAACACGGACGGCAUCCACAUCAGCAAAUCGGACGCCGUGACCGUUUCGAAAAGCGUGAUUCAAACGGGCGACGACUGCAUUUCCAUCGGCCAGGGCUUGACCGACCUCACAGUCAACGGGGUCACCUGUGGGCCCAGGCACGGAAUUAGGAUUUUUUUGUUCUUUUAA
Striga asiatica is the source of this 300-nucleotide messenger RNA. The record is from the annotation of a GenBank genome assembly. Lineage: Eukaryota; Viridiplantae; Streptophyta; Magnoliopsida; Lamiales; Orobanchaceae.